Molecule: messenger RNA, 1176 nt
Organism: Cicer arietinum (chickpea)
Lineage: Eukaryota; Viridiplantae; Streptophyta; Magnoliopsida; Fabales; Fabaceae
Product: tRNA-specific adenosine deaminase TAD2
Biological process (GO): tRNA wobble adenosine to inosine editing
Molecular function (GO): zinc ion binding; tRNA-specific adenosine-34 deaminase activity
Source: RefSeq, a predicted model, not a curated record
UUAAUUGAACUGUUUAUUAAAAUUGAGAAAUAAAUCGACAGUAGCUCGGGUUAACUUCCCAUAGGGUUGAACGUUGAAACCUAAAAUUAGUUCCGUCAUGAAUAGCAGCACCAUCGCCACCCACCGCCGUUAAGCCCUGCUACCAAACCCGUCUUAGGUCAAACUUGCUAAUUGCAAAUCGUCUCAGUUAAAGUGUAUAUGCAGAACACAAGCCACUAGGACAAGAUAGUAUUUUUCCGAAACAUUGUUUUCUGCAUCAUUGCAUUCCUACUAAAUCAACUUAAGAUGACCUCUCCAAACACUCUUAUAUUCAUGGAACUUGCAAUACAGCAGGCAAAGUUAGCUUUGGAUGCCCUUGAAGUACCUGUUGGCUGUGUGAUUGUUGAGGAUGGGAAGGUUAUAGCCUCAGGAAGGAAUCGAACUACCGAGACACGAAAUGCUACUAGACAUGCAGAAAUGGAAGCUAUAGAUGUGCUUUUAGAACAGUGGCAGAAAAAUGGACUUUCAAUGACUGAAGUUGCUAAAAAAUUCUCAAACUGUAGUCUUUAUGUUACCUGUGAACCAUGCAUAAUGUGCGCAUCUGCUUUAGCAACUUUAGGUAUAAAGGAUGUGUUUUAUGGUUGUUCAAAUGACAAAUUUGGAGGUUGUGGAUCAAUACUAUCGUUGCAUUUAAAAGACACUGCGUCACUUAAUAAGGGUUUCAAAUGUGCUGGAGGUAUAAUGGCGACAGAAGCUAUCAUUCUCCUACGAACAUUCUAUGAUCAAGGAAAUCCAAAUGCUCCGAAACCCCACCGGCCUCUAGCACAUCAGGCAACAACUUGAAUUUGUAUAUCACUAGGUUGGUUUUUUGGCAGCCUUCUUCCUCAUUCAUUAAGAAUGGAUAGAAAUAUAUUUUAUAUAUCCCACAAAUUUUCACGUACAUUAUUGCUGUGGUUUGCAUUGUUUUUUCGUCAUGUUUUUCUGUUCACUAACUAUUGCUGAUGCGUGGGCACAAGCCACUGUUGGGUUUGAAAGUUAAGUGUGUUUAAUUUUAUUUUAAAACAUGAUCAAAUGUUAAUUUUGGCUAAUAUUGUGUUCAUAUGUGGCCAAGGUGCAGCGAAAAUUUCCAUUGGAUUGUAUAUUAUUAUAUUGGAGAAUCAAUUGGUUGUGAAUAGUUUAUCUUAACCGUUAGCUUUA